This is a messenger RNA of Patiria miniata (bat star), 894 nucleotides long. RefSeq names its product suppressor protein SRP40-like. Lineage: Eukaryota; Metazoa; Echinodermata; Asteroidea; Valvatida; Asterinidae. The record is from RefSeq and is a predicted model, not a curated record. The transcript has 3 exons. Bases 229 to 894 code for a protein of 221 amino acids.
AUUGCACAGCGCAUGCAUAUUCUAUAGCGCAGCGCGCUCACACAGUACACAAAAUAUAAUAAGCGAGGACGGCCAUCGAGCAAAGAAGAGAUUUACAACGGGUGUUAGGUUUUCGACUUUUCCAGGGUUUUCUUUCCUUCCAUCCAACAGUUUGAAGUUGAGAAACAAUCUAUGAAAUCAUGCGAACAGGAACAGCUGAGCGAACCUGACGCCCCUUGAGUACCGAGUAUGCGGAUAGCAUCAUUAGGGAGCUCUGAGUCCAAAGCAGAUCAGUCCGAUCAGGUCCCCCGCAAGCGCACCAGGAAGCGACGCCACCUUAGGUCUAGCCCACCCUACAGGUCCAGCGCCAGUACUAGCAGCAGCAGUAGCAGCAGCAGCAGCAACGGCAGUCGUCAAACAGUCCAGGAUGACGUCUUGGUCCCGCUGUUAGACUGCACUGAACUCCAUCGGGUGGCGUCCAGUUGUCCCAUGCGGGGGGCUGGAUGCGAUACUGAGACUGCAUUCACUUUUUCCUCAUUGUCAUCGUCAUCAUCGUCGACCACCACAAGGUCGUCAGCGUCUUCGGCCGUGACUGGUCUGAACUAUUGCGGGUCGCCGACUGGUGUGCUGUCCCAGCAGAACUCGCCCGUGGACCGGACUCAUUCCCCAGGCUACGAUUUCAGGGAAACCACUGCAAGGCGGAGGAGCUAUCUUGAAUCUACCGAGAGUAGUGUCCAGCCAAUGCAGUACCACCCCCUUGCCUGCAACCAGGAGAAUCAGCCCCACGAGCGAAGCGGAAGAAAGGUAGGACUAAGGGAAUUUUUUUUUUUUUUUUACCCUGCUCUCUGUGGCCGAGGGCAGAAUUUCCACCACAUGGUAAAAGGAAACCUGGUCGGCGGACCACGUCGUACUUGA